UAGGAUCUGAAAAUGCUUGUGAAAAGACUUCAUUUAUGUUUCUGCGACAAGAGUUGCCUGUGAGAUUGGCAAACAUAAUGAAGGAAAUAAGCCUGCUUCCAGACAACCUCCUAAGAACACCUUCAGUUCAGCUAGUGCAGAGCUGGUAUGUCCAAAGUCUUCAGGAGAUCCUUGACUUUAAGGACAAAAGUUCAGAAGAUUCAGGGGCUAUUCAUAGUUUUACAGAUACUGUGAUAAAAAUCCGGAAUCGACACAAUGAUGUAAUUCCUACAAUGGCUCAAGGAGUAACAGAGUACAAGGAAAGCUUUGGCAUUGAUCCAGUGACCUCACAGAAUGUGCAGUAUUUUUUAGACCGUUUCUACAUGAGUCGCAUUUCAAUUAGAAUGCUCCUUAAUCAACACUCUUUACUGUUUGGUGGGAAAAUUAAUCCAGCUCAUCCAAAACACAUUGGAAGCAUUGAUCCUAGCUGCAAUGUUGUUGAAGUUAUUAGAGAUGGCUAUGAAAGUGCCAAGAGACUUUGUGAUUUAUAUUACAUGAGCUCUCCAGAACUCAUCCUCGAAGAGUUGAAUGCUAAAUCACCAGGACAGCCCAUGCAAGUGGUGUAUGUGCCAUCACAUCUCUAUCACAUGGUUUUUGAACUUUUCAAGAAUGCAAUGAGAGCCACCAUGGAACACAAUGCUGAUCGAUGCAUUUAUCCUCCAAUUCAUGUACACGUCACGUUGGGAAAUGAAGAUUUAACUCUGAAGAUGAGUGAUCGUGGUGGAGGUGUUCCUAUGAGGAAAAUUGACAGACUAUUCAACUACAUGUAUUCAACAGCACCACGUCCACGUGUUGAGACGUCACGAGCUACACCUUUGGCUGGAUUUGGUUAUGGCUUACCCAUAUCACGUCUGUAUGCACAGUACUUCCAAGGAGACCUGAAACUGUAUUCCUUAGAAGGCUAUGGUACAGAUGCAGUUAUUUACAUAAAGGCCUUAUCAACGGAAUCAAUUGAAAGACUCCCCGUAUAUAACAAAGCAGCCUGGAAACAUUAUAAAGCAAACCAUGAAGCAGAUGAUUGGUGUGUGCCAAGCAGUGAGCCAAAAGACAUGACUACUUUUCGCAGUAUAUAGCUUUCUCCUCAACAGUUCAUAAGAAGCAGAUAUGUCUGUAAAGGGAAUUUAAAAGACCUGAUUUACUCCAAGAUGCUGAGCCAGGUUUGAUAACAUGAAAAUCAUUUUAAAUGGAGUAACUCUUUUCUGGAAUUAAACCCCCCCCCCCAAACAAAACCCAAGAAAAACCCCAAACCUGUACAUACUCUUAAGUGAGAAGGUCACACUUAAUUUGUUCCACUGUCUAUUUAUGACUACUUUCAGUAGCUAAAUCAAGGCAGCAGUAAUUUCAGGGUUUAUAGGGACUAAUGCAAUCUAUAUAAUCUCUGGUGAGAAAUGUAUUAAUUAAUUCAUAUAAUUACAAAAUUGUUUUAAUAGAACUAUUGAAAAAGCUCGCCAGAGUGUUUUUCCAUUACACAAUAUUACAGAUUAAUUAAAAAACUCAUCUAAGAAAUAUUGAGGAGUUAAUUGCUAUACCUUUGCACCUGUAUGGCACUUUCUAUUCUUUUAAGCAUGCCUAAUUUUGCAAAGUUAGAUAUGUUGCCUGCACACCUUGCCUACAUCAAGGUUUUCUGCAGGUGUAGAAAUCACACUUAGGUCUGUAGGGAUAAAUGAAAUUAAAAAUCAGUUCUAGCUGCUACCACUGGCAUAAUAUAUCUCAGGUAUGUGGUAUCAGUCAUAUUUCUUUGUUUGUAAUGUGAAUAUUUAAUACACGUGAAAAAUUUAUCUUGCCAUGAUCAUUGUGAUUUAGCAAAUAGUGUUGGCUUGUGUACAGUAAAGAUACGCUGUCUUGUAUUUGCUUAUAUUUCUGUAGGUAAUACCAAAAUGCAGUAUCAAUGUUCUAGCCCUAGUAAGAUCUCAGACUCUGGGGUAUGUCAGGUUACAGCUGUAAAUGGAACUAUUUUAAUAAACAGAUUUUUUAAA
Messenger RNA from Balearica regulorum gibbericeps (East African grey crowned-crane), 2015 nucleotides. The record is from RefSeq and is a predicted model, not a curated record. NCBI's taxonomy places the organism in Eukaryota, Metazoa, Chordata, Aves, Gruiformes, Gruidae.